CAGUUUGAAAUCUUGGUGGUAUAAAGAUGGCGUCGAACGCUUCGAAGAAAAAAUCCUCUGGUAUGCGCAUAUUGUGGAUACCAGGCAGAAAAUCUCACCAUCCCAAGGGCCGCCUAAGCACCACCAGUAAGAACGUCUCGUAUUCGGGUCCGCAAAAGAAAAGCGAGGUGUGGUCCUUGGGAGGCAGCAAGGCACAGACCGAGCUGAUUGACUUCCCAAUGUCCGAGGGUCUCCCCACAACACCAUCAUCGUCGCUGAGCAUUGUGGCCACUUGCUCACUCGUUCAAAGCGUGAAACACGAUCAGCACACUUCCAUUGAUGAUUUAGUUGGACUUUCGGAGACUGCGACAUUGCCAGCUUCGCCAGGAGCUGCAGAUACACCGCCGCACAGUCCACUCUCUGAGACACCAUCGACACCGUCCACAAAAGCCAUGACCUCGCCCAAUGUUAUAACCACAGCUGAAGUGCAGAAUUUGCACAACUUUGUGAGUCCCGAAGAUCUGCCCAAGGUGCCAGGGCAUCAUUCGGCCACAGCCGAGGCAGAAUUGGCACUUAACAGCUCGGCAGGAACGACAGCUUCGAUAGCAACGACAUCCUCGCCACAGGAAAACCGCAAGGCGGAACCACAGCAAAUGCCAGCCACAUCGCACUCGCAGCAAACCUCACCCCAAAAAACCAAAUACAAGAAUCACAAUAACAAUCAGGAGGAUAUCAAUUCAAUUGAGAGCAUCUCCAGUUUUCCCCGCUUUCAGGGGAAUACCACUGAUUUCGAUUGGAUCGAUGAGAUGGUGCAGCAGCGCAACUGCAAUGAACUGAUGCACAAGAAUAAGCGCAAAAAGGCCUCGAAGAAGGCCACUGAGAGUCUUGAAAAGGAUCAGUUGGAUGGCAAGACGUACGAUUAUAAAACCAAGGCCAAUAUUGAUAAUAAUGAUGGUGAUGAAAAGAUGGUCACAUGCCUAUACUAUUCGCUCAUGUGCUGCGACUGUACUAUAUCAUAGAUCUAAUGAGCGUUCAUAUACAUAUUAUCCAUGUAAAAUACCUCUCCAAUACCUACCUAUGUAUAAAUUAUGUACGUUUUUGAUACGAUACCUUUUAGUAGUAUGUAUAAUAAUUCCUCGAAAACAAAAACAAAAAACCACAAAGGAAGAGACACGACAGACAUUUAGCAUAGAAACAAAAAACAAAAAAACAUUGAACAGCGACAUACAGAAGAAUAACUGAAGUAUUACGAAUUUAUAAUAAACAAAAACAACAUUCAAAUUUAAUACCCGUACUCAAUAAAUAUGAAUACGAUUGGGUAUAUCGAAAGAAA
Drosophila obscura is the source of this 1312-nucleotide messenger RNA. RefSeq lists its product as uncharacterized. The transcript is spliced from 5 exons. The record is from RefSeq and is a predicted model, not a curated record. Lineage: Eukaryota; Metazoa; Arthropoda; Insecta; Diptera; Drosophilidae. Bases 27 to 998 code for a protein of 323 amino acids.